AGAGUUCAAUACAUUUUACGUUCAAUUUCUCUAAAUAUCUCUUUAGUUAGCAAAUAUUGCAAGAUGGCUAAGUCACUUGCCCUCUUUCUUGUAUUCAAUAUCCUUUUCUUCACUGUGGUCAGUGCAUGCAACACUUGCCCUAGCCCUAAACCAACACCAAAACCAACACCAAACCCUUCUCCUUCUGAAGGAAAAUGUCCAACUGAUGCCUUAAAAUUAGGUGUUUGUGCCAAUGUGCUUAACGGUUUACUAAAUGUUACACUUGGAACUCCACCUGUAAAACCAUGCUGCAGUCUUAUUGGAAAUCUUGUGGAUUUAGAAGCUGCUGUUUGCCUUUGCACUGCCCUUAAGGCUAACAUUUUGGGAAUUAACCUUAAUAUCCCUAUUUCCCUUAGCUUACUUCUUAAUGUUUGCAGUAAGGACAUUCCAAAGGGCUUCACUUGUCCCUAAAUGCUCUUUUCAACUUUUUCUUUAAAUUGUUUUCUGAGUAUGCUUCUGGAUUUCAUUUGUUUGGCAAUUUAAAAUAUUCAAUUUGUUUCCUGUUACUCAUGGGGUUAGGUUUAUGUUUUAUUUUGGAUUGUUCAUUGUUGGAGAGCACCGCUUGCGCUAUUUGUAUCAUUGUUCAUUUGUUUGUAUGUCCUGUUGAAUUAAAUGUUAUACUAUACGUAUUUCUUUGUAUGAA
Molecule: messenger RNA, 682 nt
Organism: Nicotiana tabacum (common tobacco)
Lineage: Eukaryota; Viridiplantae; Streptophyta; Magnoliopsida; Solanales; Solanaceae
Product: 14 kDa proline-rich protein DC2.15-like
Source: RefSeq, a predicted model, not a curated record